Molecule: messenger RNA, 1976 nt
Organism: Etheostoma spectabile (orangethroat darter)
Lineage: Eukaryota; Metazoa; Chordata; Actinopteri; Perciformes; Percidae
Gene: shisa3
Product: shisa family member 3
Exons: 2
Coding region: 504-1358 (284 amino acids)
Source: RefSeq, a predicted model, not a curated record
CGGUUAUGGGAAUAAUCGGGAUCGCUGCGACCACUACCACCACGUGAACGCGCACGUCCCUUAAAAGGGGGAUUACGUGCGUGCGUGCACAGCUAAAGCUAAAGUCACAAAAGCGGCAACUCUUCAGUGAGGUGGGCGCACAACUUCUGCACAGAACAUCAACAAACGACCGCAGGAGCAACUCGACCAGGAACGACAGGAACCAGGAGCAACUUGUUUGACAUGUUUGGAUGGGAAGACAGUUUAGUGAUGAUAUUAUUUAAAAGAAAGUGACAGAAGAUUCAAUUAGCCUAAGGAUUUUCUCACAUUGCAAUUUGGGAACGGUUUUUGGCUCAAAUCGAUUUGGAUGGUGUAAAGAUGACGGUGACAUAACUUUACAUCGCUGGAUCGCCGCGUUUCUCUUUCGGUAAAUUCAUCUCAAUGAAGAGUCUCUGACCCGGACCGACACACGCGGCGGCCCGGGAGCUGAAGCCCACAGGACGUAAACCCCACGGCUUGCCGGGAUGGUGCGCCUGCUGAACUGCCUGCUGCUGGGAUAUCUGACCUGGAAUCUGCGGAUAUCGGACGCACAGGGGGAGUACUGCCACGGCUGGCUGGACGCUAAUGGGAAUUAUCAUGAUGGCUUCCAGUGUCCGGAGGACUUUGACACCAUGGACGCCACCGUGUGCUGCGGCUCCUGCUCGCUGCGCUACUGCUGCGCGGCCGCGGACGCACGGCUGGACCAGGGCAGCUGCACCAACGACAGGGAGGUGGAGAACACCGAGUUUGCAGCCCAGCCCAUCUACGUGCCCUUCCUAAUGGUGGGAAGCAUCUUCGUCGCCUUUGUCGUGGUCGGCUCUCUGGUGGCCGUCUACUGCUGCACCUGCCUGCGGCCCAAGCAGCCGACCCAGCAGCCCAUUCGCUUCUCUCUGCGUAGCUGUCAGGGCGAAACCAUCCCCAUGAUCCUCACCUCCGCCCCCCCGAGCCUCCGCACCCCAUCGCGACAGUCCAGCACGGCCACCACCAGCUCCAGCUCGGCUGGCGGCGGCAGCUCCAUGCGGAGGUUUUCUCUCGGAGGUCAAGGGCAGCAGCACGGCUGCCUGGUGUCUGCCACCGUCUCCUCGUCAGCCUCCACCCCCACCCAGUCCCCUCAGACUCUGCCUCCACCUCCACCUCCACCCUACACAUCCCCACCAGCACCCAUGUCAGCAGGCAUCCAGCACUCGUUGCCCUCCACCCACACUCAGCUACAUCUGCACCAGUCCUCCAUGCCCUCUCACCCCUCUCAGAGCUUCCUCCUGCCACAGCAGUACUUCUUCCCCCUGCAGCCCGACGCCUUCUCAGCGGCCAAAGGCUUCACCGACUUCGGACAGAGCUGACAUGCCCCCAGCAGGGGAAAUAGAGGGAAUACUAGAUUUUUACACAGUUGGCUUUGAGCCUGCGAGGACAGACACACUACAACACAGCUGGUGGUGUUUGGGUGGAAGGCCUGGGCCGGCUGAACGGACACAGAGAGUGCGACAGAGCUGCAGGGCCUGAGGCGCUUCCCCCUUCUGCAUCACAGGACACAUCAGAGAUCAACAGACCUGUUAGAGGCAGCAACAGUUUUGAAUCUUGUGCACUUUUAUUUUAUAUUGUAAACAGACCUCAUUAGCCUUAUAUUUUAUUUUUUUACACGGGCGGUUUUUCAGUGUGACAGCUCACAAUACAGACUCAGAUCUUACACAUGUAUCACAAACCUUCCUCAAGAAACAAAAAAUCUGAAAUACUGCACAGGCCAACUCUGAGCAUUGUUUAAUAUUUAGAAAUAGAUGUUGGAAACCAGGGAAAUAUUGUUUUUUGACAAUCGCAAGGACCUCUGAAAGAGUGGAGGACUUGAUACACAAAGGACAUUUUAUUUAGAAGGAAAUGGACUUUAUAAGAUGUUGUACAGGGUUUAUACCCAGAGUAGGGUUGUCAUAUUGAUUUACAGCAAAUAAAAAUGUUGUCUCUCAGUA